Clonostachys rhizophaga is the source of this 885-nucleotide messenger RNA. The record is from the annotation of a GenBank genome assembly. NCBI's taxonomy places the organism in Eukaryota, Fungi, Ascomycota, Sordariomycetes, Hypocreales, Bionectriaceae.
AUGGAAAAGUCCAGUCGGUCGGUGCAUGCACAGACUGGCCCUCAACUACUCAGCCUUGGUAGCACUGGGUUUACGUUCAAGUUGAGCAAAUACAUCGUCGUCAAGAAGGUCCGCCCUGGCCGAGAUCGCAACUUGGCUAAUGAACGAACUAUUUUCGACAUACUCGAGCGUUAUCCCCCGUCGCCGUACAUUGUCCGAAGUUUCUACCGAACCGAGCAAGCGAUCUUCCUAGAAUAUGCCACGAGUGGGGAUCUUGCAUCCCUUCUCAGGGAAGAACAGCAGAGAGACGAGUCAUCUCGGCGGGUGAUCGGGGUUGCGAGAAGACAACCCCUGGAGCGUUGCCUCCGUUGGAUGAAGCAGCUUGGCGCUGCUGCCGCUUGGCUUGAAGAACUCGGUGUGGCCCACUGCGACGUUCGUCCUGGGAACAUGCUCUUGUAUCCCGCUGGACACGUGAAGCUAGCAGACUUUGACCGUACGCUCAAGAUAGGAGAGGACAUGUUGUCUGGAACGGAGCCAUUUGCCAGACUCCUUGGCGACGAGGGCGGCUCAGAUUGCGGCACGUACGGGAAGGCUGGAUGCCGAACUGAGCAGUUCGCCAUUGGGUCGGUCUUCUAUUCACUGACUCGCGGUUACGAUCCGUUUGAAGACGAAUGGUGGGGCCCGGAUCACGGUCCAAUCCGUCGCUUGGAGUACGAUGGCGUUAUAGGGAGUUGCUGGAAUGGUCGGUAUCAGUCCAUAAAAAACCUCGCCGCUGAUCUUGCCGCUGUGGAUGGAGAUGCCUGGAGGGUCACUUGCGAGGAGGACCCUCUUUGGGUCAAGGCAAGAGUACAUGAGUCUGAGACGAUUGCCCAAAACGGAGUUUUGGAGCAAUUAAUAACUUGCUAG